Messenger RNA from Scatophagus argus, 3564 nucleotides. RefSeq lists its product as uncharacterized. Lineage: Eukaryota; Metazoa; Chordata; Actinopteri; Scatophagidae. The record is from RefSeq and is a predicted model, not a curated record. Bases 820 to 2544 code for a protein of 574 amino acids. The transcript has 2 exons.
CACAUCCUGUCUGGACAGUUUAUGAUUACAUCAAUAUAUCAACUUUCCCACUCAUUCAAAUCAGUUUAUCAGUCAGUUUAUCAUUAUCUGAAACCACCCUGCUACAUCUUAUUUCUUUUCGUAACAUUAAGGGCAUUGAUUCAAACACUGUCUCACUGACUCUACGACAAAACAAAAAACGAAACAGACUGUUUCUUUCACUCACUCUGCUUCAUGGACCACAUCAGAACUACGCCAACAGAAAGCUGAAAGCCAUAAUUUGGAACCACUGUACAAGAAAACUGGACUUGUUGUUCACAAAGAAAUGUACAAUAACCACAUUCUCGUCAGCAUUGAUUGCAAAACACACGAAAUAAGACACGUCAUACAAAACUGCAUGUUGCUCCUUUUGCAACACAGACCAAGUACAUCCAGAGCACUUCAUCAGCCCCAACUCCUCUCUCUGCCAUUUCACCAUAAAAAGUGAAACUUCUUCUGCCCAAAAAUGAAUAAUCAUCUCCCAGCUGUUGAGAGGGUGUAGCCAAUCAGCUUCCUAUAAAAAUGACUGGCUCGGUCCUGUCAACCUCAGAGAUCAGAGGCUCCUUGAGACUGAACAACCUCCAGCCGGCCUGUCAACCAACCAGCCUGCUGACCAGUCUUCUGAACCAAAAGCCUACUGAUCAAGCAGCCUACUGACCAACCAGCUUGCUGACCGAGCAGCCUGAUGACCAACAAAUCGGAUGUCCCGCCAGCCUGCCAACCAGUCCUCUGAACCAAGAGCCUACUAAUCAAACAGCCUGCUGACCAACCAGCCUGUCGACCAUCUACUUGUCAUAAAUCAUGGCAUCUCCUGGUCUGCUGUUCCUGCUGUUGGUGUCGUCCUCCCUGCUCCUCUUCACUGUGAGCGACUCGAUGUCUCCCACCCAGAACCAAUGGAACAACUCUCCACAGAAAGUAAACAAACUCAAGGAAGCGACUAAAGCAACUGGGAAGUUUAUUCUAGCAAACAUUGACCAGAUCAGAUUUGCAGUUACACCUUUUCUGGCGCUCAUACCAGUUUGCGGGCCACUGAUAGCUGCUAUUACUACUUCAGCACUGCUGGGAGUGUCUGUAAUAAACAACAGCUUGAAAGAUAAUGCAGUAUUAGAUGCUUUCAAAUCUGAAUUCGAAAGUCUUAAUAUGAAGCUUGAUAAAUAUCACGUAGAGCAGAAGUGGAACAGCUGGGCAAGUGCUGCUUAUCAGAAGCCAGAGAAGAAUAUCAAGGGAGCCUGGAAGAUGUAUGAAGCGCUCGUACCAAGUCUUUUCCAAGCAAGAAAUGACAAUGAGAGGAUGAGGCUUAAGGAAGAAAUUAUUAAGGCCUGCUCAAAGGCAGAGCCUGCCAUUACGGACCUGCACACAUACCUGACAGCUGGAGGGACAACCUUCAUAAAUAACCUGGGAAAGUCACUGGCUGAUCAUGCCAAAUGUCAUGAACAGGAUAUCAGAGAAUAUACUGUGUUCAUUAGUAAACUUAUCUAUCAGGGCAUUACAAUGACUCAGCUGUACUACAACCUCAAAGAGAUAAAAUCCCAAAACAUAAUUGAUAAGGAAGCUGAAAUUGCAUAUGACUCUGCAUCAGUUAUGUUCCAAAUCCAAAAGUUCUGCAUUUUUAACAGCACUGACUACAUUGUUAAUGAUGUGAAGUGGCUAAUUGACAACACAAAACGUGAAGAACUAGCAAAGAAGGUCAGAUCUUUCUUGCAGAAGACAUAUGACAGGUAUGACUGGAUGGUCGUUGCAUUUAUAACCAAACAUUCCAAACACAAAGUAGUUGAAACACUGAACAAACAUGUCUUGUCAGGAUUUAUGGAGGUGACAAAAGAUAAGGUUAGCGUGGCUGUAGCCAGACAAGUGAAAGGAACUCACACCAAGUCAUAUCAAGUUGAAGGCGCCAUCAAAAGGUGCAUUUCUAAUUCAGUUCUCUGUUAUAAAGUCGAAGAGAAACUCAGGAGAUGUGGGGAGUAUGUGGCGGGAAUUCCAGUAUCUCAGACUUACACAGCUGUACAUGCCUUUAUAAGCAAAGCUCAUCAAAGCCACAGUGACCCUGAAAUAUAUUCAGAUAACCCUCCUUACAUUGUUCAAGGAGUGUGUGAGAAAUCUCCUGGUGUGAAAGGUGGCAAGUUUGUUGUUCUUGUCAAAAGUGAUGAAGAGAUAACAAGUAAAGAUCCCUGCUCUAAGCUGAACUGUGGUGGUCCACAGAGAGGUACAUGUGUUCGUGUGGAAAACACCUUUGUCGCCCUGUGUGAGUGCAAGCAGCCGUACUAUGGCCAGAACUGUGAGCACAGCUUACAGGAAUACAAGAAUUACUUGCAGGGAAAGAUCGAGCCAGUAGUGAGGGACUACAGGCCUCUUCCAGCUGGGAGGGACUCUGGGCCUCGCACAAUAGUGGUGAGAAAUCCUCCAGCUGGGAGGGACAGUGGGCGUCUUCCAGCUGGGAGGGACUCUGGGCCUCGUACAAUAGUGGUGAGAAAUCCUACAGUAGGCAGGGGGCGCCGUAGUCAAGCUGAAGGAAGAUACGGCUUCUGAUGCAGCCUGGGGUCAACAGAUUUCAUGAAAUGAUAGUCUCGUCUUAAAAAGAUACUACAAGAUUUAAAAAAAAAUCCUCUUUUUUAUCCUCUUAUCUCUAAAUGAUAUUCAGUCUAACUGACUGACAGUUUAGUUUUGCUCAAUCUUACAUUUUUAUUUUUGCAGUUCUGCGCUAAAGAUAUGUAAGAUACUCGGGAUAAUUUGCAUCUAAUUCCAAAUCCAUCCCUCAAAAUGAUUUUUUGCAAACAAAUGAAGUACGUUGGAUCCAUGUAGGCUUGUUAAGAUGUUGCAUGCAUAUGUUAUUCUGUUGACGCAGGAUUGAAAGUUUUCCAGGACCUCAGUGGUUGAUGACCUGUUGUGACAUAGUGUUGAAGAUAUUCAUGAUAGGUGAUACGGUUUCUCAGUACUCCCAUCACUGUGUGUAAACAGAUUUACUUUUACUUUAGAGGAAACUCAUGUGCAACAUUGUGCCAAACAGUAUCAUAACAAAUAACUGAGUGUCAGAGUUCAUUUCACGAAAGUUACUGAUUUUUCUGAUUGCUAGCUUGGUAUUGAUGUUUCUAACUGCAGCAAUGACAAUGUAAGAACUGGAAAAUAACACUGGACAGUGUUUCCCCGACGGCAACUGUCAGUGUGAACCUCAGCAUUUUGUUCUUGGGACAUAUCCUCUGUAGAGACAGUUCAGAGACAGUUUAAACAGAGUUUAGCUGUUACACAUGUUCAUCAGGUCACUUCUAAAACUAUUUCUGUAUGGAAGUGAGCAACACCUGAGCACAGUGGGAAGAAACCUCUUGAUGAAAUGUGUGAAUGUGUCAAAAACUACACUAACACUUGAGUUGAAAUGAUUCCAAAGUUUGACCUGUGCUGAUGUCCUGACCGCCUGCUGUUGAUGGACCAAGUUUAGACCAAUAAGGUGCUGUUCCUGCUUCAAGAUUCCGUCCUGAAUUUUGCCCAAAUAAAUUUUUAAAACAUCAAUUUAAUUUUGCUUUUGUGUCUUUAUUUAUUUUUGUGCAUAAUCCA